This is a messenger RNA of Acanthopagrus latus (yellowfin seabream), 2453 nucleotides long. Its product is annotated as cortexin-3. The transcript is spliced from 2 exons. Lineage: Eukaryota; Metazoa; Chordata; Actinopteri; Spariformes; Sparidae. The coding region runs from base 442 to 693 and encodes 83 amino acids. The record is from RefSeq and is a predicted model, not a curated record.
GGGUUCCACCACAGCCACAUCUCGGGGAUGAGCGGCGCGCGAGGACGAGAAGAAAAAAAGAGGAGAAGAAGAAGAAGAAGACAACAAGCAGCAGCAGCAGCAGCAGCAGCGGAGGGUGAGGUCUGCCCGGCUCAGUCAGCACAGACAGAAACACAAAAAACAGCCACACAGAGGAUUUUUUUGUGUGUGUGUUGUUCUUCCUGUCAUGAAGUGAGGAGCCCGGCGGCUCUGAGAGGACGCGUCCGCUCGACGGUGCUGCUGUUUCGGCUGAGGAAGAGAAGAAGACACGUCGGUGAUCCAGCGGAGAGAUGGAGAGCCAGCGCUGACGGAGCCCCCCGAGCCCCCCUCUCCUGAGAACAACAGGUUCUUAUCCGCUGAGCCCAACUUCCACUCCAAAAUCUUUAAGCAACCGUCAAAGAGCUGGAGCCGAGACGAUCAAGCAUGGAUGUGCCCAGGAUGGCUGAGGGCCUCUUCAGCAGCACGCUGUCCUCGUCGGGCGGCGGCCAUCACGUGCCUUCGUAUCUGACGUUGGAGCAGAAGGCGGCGUUCGUCUUCGUGCUGCUGCUCUUCAUCUUCCUGGCCCUGCUCAUCGUACGCUGUUUUCGCAUCCUGCUGGACCCGUACCGCAGCAUGCCCUCAUCCAACUGGACAGACCACACUGAGAAGGACACGUUUGAUUACCGCAUCGUCUGAGGAGUCCUGCGGGUGCACAAAUUGGAGAAAAGAAAUCAGAAAUAAAAAAAAAACUAAUUUGAUGCUAAAAUAAUAAUAAUAAAAAAGCUCUUAUGACCAGUGAUUCAUCAGGAAAACAACAGCUUUCAGGAAAUCUUCUGAAAGCUCAGACUGAGAAGAAUUUCGACAGCUUGUCGGCUAAUCAGAGUUCAACAGCUUCUCCCUGCCAAAUCAGAAUAUUCUCAACUAUAACACGACAACCAGAACUAUGCUAUGAAGAUUACCGAUCAAACCACAAACUACCAUGAAGUUCAAGUGAUGCACCAGAGCCACUUCCUCAUAACUCCCCCUCCCCCCGGCAUCAGUUCUUUUGUGGACUACCUCGUUUCUCCUCCAUCUCAUGUGUGGAAGACUUUUCUCACAUCUCACACAGGGUUCAACAUCAUUCAAGGGUCCAAGCCAGUUGGAUAAUAACAGUGUUUACAUCUUAUCAUGUUUACGUCGUUAGAUUUUUAUUGAUAAUGUAGACAAUCAGUGUUUAAAACAGCUAGUAAAAAUAAGACUUUGCAGAGUAAAUAGUCGAGGUUUGUAGAAGUCUUUGUUUUUUUUUUAGUGUAUUUCAUUUGUGGACAAACACGAAUAAGAGGUUCUGAAAGACUUUGUGUGACUGAUGUGAUAUGAGAGGAAUUUAAUGCCUUAUGUCUUCGUAAGAUAUUCUGUGGUGGCCAUUUCCUUCCACUCAGUUAGAUAAGACUUGUUUCAAGGCUUAGGCAAUCACAGAGAAGGAUUUAGUUGUGGAAAAAGUCCCUUUAAUGUCCUGGAGAGGUUGAGACAGAUAGAAGCCAGCAGUGAGUAACUGUAACUGUUCUGUGUGUGUGAUUUAAAAAAAACAAAAAACAAUUUGUCCUUUCAGUCUUGGAGGGAAGUGCGGUGUCCACGUCUUUAGAUGUCAGCAACCAAAAGAGGUAUUGAAGAAAAAUAGAAGUUUACUGUGCUGUACCGUGUGCCUAAUUUGAAAAAAAAAACAAAACUAAAGUUUAGAUUGAUGUUUUAGGAAAAAGCGAAAGAAAAUGGGUUUCAUGAUUUUUUGUCUUUAAAUGUUUUUGUUUUUUCGUGUGUGUGUGUGUGUGUGUGUUGUGCCCAUUUAAAGGAAUUUAAACAGCAUUUUACUGCCUGCAGUUGGUAUAUUGACAGUUGGUAUGCCAGAUCUGCAGAGUGUUGGUGUUGAAGAUGACGCAUUUUCACAUCGAACCCUUUAUGAACUGAUGUUGUGGCUCUUUCGUUGGGCAAAUUUUUCAACUGUGCGCCUUAUAGUGUAGAUUGUUUACAGUAUCGUAGGUAGCGGAGACACUGGGAAAUCAGCCAGUCACUGAUGCGACUGUGUCUUUGCACUUCACGGAGAUGUCAUACAACCUGUUUAAAAGAAGAAGAAAAAAAAACCCCUUCCCUGCUCUUGUUCCUGCCGGGACAGGAUGUGAACUCUGAUCCUUUCGACGACAUGUGAUGUUCUUGUGAUCUGCUGUGGCCUUUUCCUACCUAUCGCAGAUGUUUUGCGAUGUUGUGCUGAGGUGAUGUAUUCCUUUUAUUUUUUAUUUUUUCCGCAUGUAUUUCCUGCCGCUCUCCGUGCAUGAUAAAUGGUGAAGUGCUUUAAUCCUGAUGUUGUAGCUGUGGGUCAGUUGCUCAAGCAGCUAUUUCCUGUCUGUAUUGGAGCCUUUUUGUUCACGACCUGUUUUUUCGCCUGGAGCCGACGUUCUUUUUGUAAUAAAAAUGAUCAGAGUGAA